Messenger RNA from Tauraco erythrolophus (red-crested turaco), 1326 nucleotides. NCBI's taxonomy places the organism in Eukaryota, Metazoa, Chordata, Aves, Musophagiformes, Musophagidae. The record is from RefSeq and is a predicted model, not a curated record.
AUGCCGCAGUGGGUCGGCACACUGGAGCCCACCCGCAGGUCUCUGGUGUGGGAAGGUGACUGGAGGACAGAUAUUUUCAUGGCUUCGUUGAAAGAGAUGGACAAAGGCAACUCUGUGAAGCUUGUCCUGACUGUCAAUGGACAGCUGCUCCGAGGUGUCUCCAGCAGUACACCCGCCCACCUCUUCCUCAUCCCGGAGACCACCCAGUCACCAGUGCUCCCAGCAGAUGAUAUGCCCCUUGGCCAGGAUCUGGUGGAUCCUACUGCGGCACCAUCUGGCGAGGUGGAACCCAGAGAGUCCUGGAGGAAGAGUCCUGUCCACCCCAAGAAGCCGAGGAAAGUUUUAUUUGAACCUACAGCAUCCGAGAGAGAUCUUGAUGAAGAAGAUCUGGCGGUGGAGGAGUUGCAAGGCAGUCCCAGCCCACGGUGGUGCCAUGCCAUGUGCCUCAGUGACCUGGGGACAGCUGUUCUCAUCGGUGGAGAAGGUGUCAAUCAGCAGUCCUGCAAGGAUGCACUCUGGAAGCUGGAAAUUGACAGUGAUUUCUGGCUUCCAGUGGGUUUCCAGCUACAAAAUGCCAAGCCAUUGUGCUUGCAUGGUCACACAGCCACCUACGACCCAGACACCAAGCGUAUCUACAUCUUUGGGGGCAUAAGGGAGGACAAAGACUACAGCAGCAUCUACAUUCUGGACACAGUCACCUGGAAAUGGCUUCUUGUGGCUGCCAAAGGGAGGAUGCCAGUGCUCACCUACCACAGUGCAACUAUCUACCGCAAAGAGCUCUUUGUUUUUGGAGGGACUUUCCCCAAAAAGGCAUCAGUUGCAGUUGGACCCUGCAGCAAUGUCCUCUAUGUCUUCAAUCCAGAGCAUGAAAUUUGGUAUCAGCCCAUCUCAGAAGGGGAGAGGCCUCUGCCCAGGCUUGGGCAUUCAGCUACUCUACUGAAGAACAAGUUGCUGAUUUUUGCGGGUCAGAGGACUUCUCUCUACCUCAGCGACAUGCACAUCCUGGAUCUGGGUUUCAUGGAGUACACACCAGUGCCUCUCCUUGCAGGACAGCCUUCUGCACGCAGUUUUCACGCAGCUCUGGCUGUGUCGGACCAGAAAGUUCUGAUCAGUGGAGGCUGCAAUGCCAAGGGAGCCCUGCAGGAUGCCUUUGUCUUCAACCUAGCUGGCCACACAUUGCUUGACCUGACUCCUGCCCACCUGAUGGAUGUGGACAAGGAGAACAAAGAGGAACAUAACCUGCACACAGUGUUGGUCUUUGGGGGCUCCAACUGCACCGGGACCUUUUAUAACAGCAUAGUCAAGAUCCAGCUGGACCUAGGAUAA